Messenger RNA from Dioscorea cayenensis subsp. rotundata (Guinea yam), 726 nucleotides. RefSeq names its product mannose-specific lectin-like. The record is from RefSeq and is a predicted model, not a curated record. The transcript has a single exon. NCBI's taxonomy places the organism in Eukaryota, Viridiplantae, Streptophyta, Magnoliopsida, Dioscoreales, Dioscoreaceae. Bases 29 to 550 code for a protein of 173 amino acids.
UUGAGUGUCCUCAUUUUACUACACUAAUAUGGCUAUCCCAAGAGCAUUUGCUUCCCUCUCUCUGGCCCUGCUUCUUGUUGCUUCUCCUCUUUGCUGCAUGGCAGAUUUCAUACUUUACUCUGGGGAAUCCCUCCGCUCUGGCCAAGCCUUGUACUAUGCGAGCUACACUUUCAUUAUGCAGUCCGACUGCAACCUGGUCGAGUAUGAUAAUGGCAACGCAAUAUGGGCUUCCGGCACUAACGGCCGAGGCACCAACUGCUACGUCACUCUGCAGAGUGAUGGUAACCUGGUCAUUUAUGACAACAACAACAAUGCUGUGUGGGCAAGCAACACCAACGUGGGACAAGGCAACUACGUUCUCAUCCUCCAGAAAGAUCGCAACGUCGUCAUCUAUGGCGGUGCACUCUGGGCAACCAACACCAACACCGUAGGCGUCUCUGGCGGUAUGUUCAUCGAAAGUAAGGCCACCAUCUUUGGUUCUUUGCCCGCUAAUAAAACUACAGCAGAUCAAACCAAGGCUGCACGCAUUUCCAUGGUCGUCAACAACUGAUGCUGAAGCUCACUGAACAAUAUAUAUAUAAUAAGCGCAUCCAUCGUCAUCGUUCAUGCAUGCACGAGUUAUAAUAAGUUGCCUCGCCUUGUAUUACAUAUGUAGCCGGCGUGUCAAGUUUCUACUGUUGCUGUUGGUAACGAGAAGUAGCUAGCUCUUGCCAAACAUCGUUCAUG